Messenger RNA from Prinia subflava (tawny-flanked prinia), 2452 nucleotides. RefSeq names its product GATA zinc finger domain containing 2B (gene GATAD2B). The transcript has 11 exons. The record is from RefSeq and is a predicted model, not a curated record. Gene Ontology annotation, molecular function: sequence-specific DNA binding. Gene Ontology annotation, biological process: negative regulation of transcription by RNA polymerase II. NCBI's taxonomy places the organism in Eukaryota, Metazoa, Chordata, Aves, Passeriformes, Cisticolidae. Gene Ontology annotation, cellular component: NuRD complex. Bases 186 to 1958 code for a protein of 590 amino acids.
GCGGCAUUGUUUGUGGUGGUGCCGGUUGCGCUCGGCGGCGGCCGCGUCUGCUCCGCCCGCCCGGCCCGGGACCCCCGGGACCCCCCGGGACCCGCCGGGACCCCCCGGGAACCGCCGAGAAUCCACCGGGAGCCGCCGGGAACCGCCGGGAACGCGCCGCGACCCCCCGCGACCCCCGAGCCAGGAUGGACCGCAUGACGGAGGACGCGCUGCGCCUGAACCUGCUCAAGCGGAGCCUGGAGCCGGCGGAGGAGCGCGAGGACGUCCUGGCCAAGCGGCUCAAGAUGGAGGGGCACGAGGCCAUGGAGAGGCUGAAGAUGCUGGCGCUGCUCAAGCGCAAGGACCUGGCGGGGCUGGAGGUGCCCCACGAGCUCCCGGUGAAGCCGGACGGCAUCAAGGGCUACGAGGAGAAGCUCAACGGGAGCCUGCGGCCCCACGGGGACGGGCGGAGCGCGGCCCGGCCGGGCAAGGAGAACAUCAACGACGAGCCCGUGGAUAUGAGCGCCAGGAGGAGUGAGCAGGACCGGGGCCGGCUGACCCCGUCCCCGGACAUCAUCGUCCUGUCGGACAACGAGGCCUCCAGCCCCCGCUCCAGCUCCCGCAUGGAGGAGCGGCUCAAGGCGGCCAACCUGGAGAUGUUCAAGGGGAAGAGCCUGGAGGAGCGGCAGCAGCUGAUCAAGCAGCUCCGGGACGAGCUGCGGCUGGAGGAGGCGCGGCUGGUGCUCCUCAAGAAGCUGCGGCAGAGCCAGCUCCAGAAGGAGAACGUGGUGCAGAAGGCUCCCGUGGUCCAGAACGCCGCCUCCAUCGUGCAGCCGUCCCCCGCCCACGUGGGGCAGCAGGGCCUGUCCAAGAUCCCCUCCCGGCCCGGAGCUCAGGGCGUGGAGCCGCAGAAUUUAAGGACAUUACAGGGCCACAGCGUGAUCCGCUCGGCCGCCAGCUCGGCGCUGCCCCACAUGCUGAUGUCCCAGCGCGUCAUCGCCCCCAGCCCCGCGCAGCUCCAGGGCCAGCGCGGGCCCCAGAAAUCCGGCCUGGUGCGCACGUCCACGCCCGGGAUGAGCCCCGCCAUCAACUACCAGCCGUCGGGCUCGUCGGUGCCGUGCCAGCGCUCGUCCUCCUCCGCCAUCUACAUGAACCUGGCGUCGCACAUGCAGCCGGGCUCGGUGGCGCGCGUGUCGUCCCCGCUGCCCAGCCCCAGCGCGCUCUCGGACGCCGCCAACUCGCAGGCGGCCGCCAAGCUGGCGCUGCGCAAGCAGCUGGAGAAGACGCUGCUGGAGAUCCCCCCGCCCAAACCGCCCGCGCCGCUGCUGCACUUCCUGCCCAGCGCCGCCAACAGCGAGUUCAUCUACAUGGUGGGGCUGGAGGAGGUGGUGCAGAGCGUCAUCGACAGCCAAGGGAAGAGCGCGCCGGCGGUGCCGCGCGUGGAGCCGUUCGUGUGCGCGCAGUGCCGCACCGACUUCACGCCGCACUGGAAGCAGGAGAAGGGCGGGCGCAUCCUGUGCGAGCAGUGCCAGACCUCCAACCAGAAGAAGGCGCUCAAGGCCGAGCACACGAACCGCCUCAAGAACGCCUUCGUCAAGGCCCUGCAGCAGGAGCAGGAGAUCGAGCAGCGGCUGCAGCAGCAGGCAGCGCUGUCGCCCACGGCCGCGCCCGCCGUGCCCAGCGUGGGCAAACAGGACGGGAUCCUGCGGCACCACACGCUCCGGCAGGCGCCGCAGCCCCAGAGCAGCCUCCAGCGCGGGAUCCCCACCUCGGCGCGCUCCAUGCUGUCCAACUUCGCCCAGGCCCCGCAGCUCUCCGUGGCCGGGGGGCUCCUGGGAAUGCCAGGGGUGAACAUCGCCUACCUGAACGCCGGCAUCGGGGGCCACAAAGCGUCGAGCCUGGCGGACCGGCAGCGGGAAUACCUGCUGGAUAUGAUCCCGCCCCGCUCCAUAUCCCAGUCCAUCAGCGGACAGAAAUAGCCCCGGCUGCCCUCCCUCUGCCGGGCCUCCGGGGAGAGCACACCGAGAGAACCACGCAGAACGUGGCAAAACAGACAAAACAAACAUUUCAAACCAGCGGGCCCGGCCCCGCCCGGCCCGAGGGGCAGCCCCGGCCCCGCUCGUUUUGUAACGCCGCCGCUUCCUCCUUGUGUUGUGGGUUGUUUUUUGCCCCUUUUUUUCCUUAUUUUUCCCCCUCUCCUCUUCGCUCCAUGGAUGGUUAAAGCUUUUUUCUCCCUUUUCCAGAGACUUUGGCAAGGGCACCUUCCCCCGUCCCCCAGGGGGGAUUUUGGGGGCGGCCUGUGCCGAUUCCGGGGGGAUCGGGGGCGUCUGAGGGAAGCAGGAUCCGACCCCUGGGGGGGGGCAAAUCCCCUUCGGGCCUGACCCAGGGGACCCCCAGAGCCCACCCCGGGGUGUCACCACCCCCUGACCCCGAUCCUGGGGUGUCACCACCCCCUGACCCCGAUCCUGGGGUG